AUGUUGAGAUGCCGACGGUCUGAGCGGCGACUGCGCUUGUGGCCAGUGCUGUCCAACAGCUGGGCACGGACUGACAGCCUCCCCCGUGGACGUGAUGCAGGAUAUCAGUUCCAGAACGUGGGACCGCUGGUCGGAUGCCCGCCUUCGCUGUGGAUCUACUUCGUGGGUAGUAGUGUGGUUCCAAACCGUUGCCCCUGGCAAGUUCAAGAGGUGAUGCUGCUCUUUGAGCAACUGUGCGAUGUCACGCAGAGCUACAGUCUGCUGAACAGCGCCUCUGGGUGUGUUGCGACAAAGCGAGACGAGUCGGACCAUGUCAGCAAUCCUGACAGCAGUGAAGACCGCUUGACUGUCCAGGAAGUCUUUGAGCGCUACGACCUUAUCGUAGCAAUGGAUGAGGAAACCCAGACACGGGUCGCCGCUCUGGCUGGUGACAGCUCGCGGCUCUGCUGCCUAUCGGACUUUUUGGAUGUUUGUUCGCUUCAAGACCAACUUUGCCAGCUGAACUUGCUAUGGGAUCGGAAAGGUCUCACCUGUUCCGUGCGGCCAGAUGCUGGCAGUGUCGAGUGUGCCAGGAACUUGACCGACCUUGGUCUGGAUCAGCUGGACAGCUCUGAUGUGCUACUCGUGGCUCAGGCAUUGGCAGUGGCAGGCCUCGAGCGCUUCUUGAUCUCUCUCUUUCCGCAGAGCUUGAAGGACAGACUUCACCCUUAUCUUGUUCCGAAGGGCCUGUGA
Molecule: messenger RNA, 732 nt
Organism: Symbiodinium pilosum
Lineage: Eukaryota; Dinophyceae; Suessiales; Symbiodiniaceae
Source: the annotation of a GenBank genome assembly